Molecule: messenger RNA, 1341 nt
Organism: Acanthosepion pharaonis
Lineage: Eukaryota; Metazoa; Mollusca; Cephalopoda; Sepiida; Sepiidae
Source: the annotation of a GenBank genome assembly
AUGAAUUUGAACGGAAGCACGGUUGCUAACUCCUCCAAUCCUGUUGCUUCUGUUGUCACCACCUCAACCGUUGCUGUCAUUAACAGGACCAAAAUCCGUACUCCCGGACCGCAUCCACCGUCAUUACAACCGCCGGUGACGAUUCCGGCCUUGAGGAACCACAGCGUUGGGAUGGAUGGUGUGGCGUCCGGUGUAUCCGGUAGCGGCCACUACGAUGACAGUUCUACUGUAUCCACGACCAAAGUUACGCUGACAAGCACCCCCAGCACCCCUGCCGCCGCUACAGCCGCCGCCGCCGCUGCUGCAGCCGCUGCCGGGGUCGCUGGGAGCGGGGUUAACAGUGGGGGUGUUUUGACGACCACAGGUCUCCUCCAAAGUGGUGCAGCUGCCGCCGCCACUGCCGCCGCCGCCGCCGGUACGACGGUGAGUCCAGUGAUGUCGGACCCAGGCUAUGGUCUGCGGCAUCCGUGGUGGCCGGCUGUUAGCGUGGCCAUUUCCAUGACAAUAUUUUUGUGUGUUUCCUUUUUGCGCCACCAUCGGAAAUUCCAGAUGAAAAGGCGCGCCCUUAUCGAGUACAUGGAGUAUGAAUUAUUGAGGAACGCUUCUUUCAGUGCCGGUAGCCUGGCUUCCCCUUCUCGAAGGCCCCCUAACCCCCACGGAGACAUUUCGCCCCGGGGCGUCCCCACACAUAUCCCCUCACACUCCAACCCCUCCCAGUCGAACACUUCUCACCUGUCGUAUUUCCAACACCCACACCACCACCCACCACCAAAUCACAUGUCGGCGGCCGCGUCGUCGUCGACAGCCUCGGCAUCUACAUUGUCAAAUUUAGCGACGACGACGACGACGCACGGCGACGCCGCAUCCCAUCACCAUCACCAUCACCAACUUCAUCAACAUCAUCAACACCACCACCACCAGCAACAACAACAACAACAACAACAAAAACAACAGCAACAACAACAACAGCACGCGUCCGAUAAUGCUAGUUACGUUGCUAAUUCGUUGACCGAUCGCAAACGAUAUAAUAAUGUUCGACACAACGACCCAAGUCAACAUGUCGCACUCAAUGGAUACCCAAGUAAGUUCAUUCAACGUUUUCUCCAGCCGAACGUAUUUCCUAGCGGAUUAGAAGGCACUUCAAAUUUUACCGAGUCGGCUUGUUGCGAACAGUCGCGCGAUUUCUGUGAUCACCCGCUCGACAAGAAGGAGUCUUUCUCCGCGAGAAAAGGGAGUAAAAAAUACAAACAGUCAAGAUCAAGGAAUGACGACAAAUCAGGAGUUUACCGUGAGUACUUGCUAGUCACUUUGUUUGUCGCGCUUUUCCCGAACACCACAUGA